Molecule: messenger RNA, 1164 nt
Organism: Epithele typhae
Lineage: Eukaryota; Fungi; Basidiomycota; Agaricomycetes; Polyporales; Epitheliaceae
Exons: 3
Coding region: 1-1164 (387 amino acids)
Source: RefSeq, a predicted model, not a curated record
AUGGGCGACAAAUUUCCCUCUGGCUCCCGCUUCCCACCACCACCCGAGAUGCCGAGCUUUCUCUCACAUCCCUGGAACAUCCCCCGGCCCCUGACUCGCUCUUUCGAUCACUCAUCCCGCGGCUUCGACUCGCGCUCGCCGACCCCAGAAACAUCGGCGCCAGCUCGAGAAGAAGACGUGGCACCCAGUCCCCUCCUAUCGGAUCGUCGCAAACGCUGCCGCACUCUCGACAGUGAUGAAGACGCUUGCGAGUCGCCUGCAACAGAAGAACCACAUGACGACCCUGCAGAACUGGAAACCAAGAAGCGCCGGAUGCUCAGCGAGGACGGGUCGUCGGCCGACCGUGCCGACGUUCGGAUACGCACCAUCGGCGCAGAUGACCGAGGGGGGACCAGCCAUGCGCUCACGCGUCCCGGAGGGGGAGUCACUUCCCACUCGCACGGCCUCUCCCGGGAACCUGCCGAGGUCGGGGAACGUCCAGCGUCCCCCCGCACGUCCAAGUCUCCUCAAAAGUCUGGUCGCCCGUUGAGGAUGUCUGCAGGGACGAAGGCGGCAAGCUUGCCCAAGCCCUACGCCUUCCUCUCUUCCGCUAUCCGCCGCGGUCAAGUGCGAGUAUCCGGAAUCCCCGACGUUGCUCGCUCCUGGGACUGCGCGCGUUCCCGCUCCGUUCGUCCCGGAUCCUCCGGCAUACUCCCGCCUCCACUUCCUCCCAGCUCGCCGCCCCCACUCGCUUCGCUCCCGUCGGACACGCUGGUGCUUUCCGCACAGCCGCGUCCCAAUGUUUCAACACCACCCCCACCAUCGCUUCCUCCAGAACCAUCGCGAGGGCCUGCGCAACCCGACCGCCUCGCACCCGCGCCGCCUUCUCCUACAGCACCCGCCCCCGCACCAGGCCACCACCCGGAGUCGGACGAAGUUUCCAGCUUCUGCGCGGCGAUCGGGCUGGCCGAGGACGUCGCCGCGAAGCUGCGCGGGCUGGGCAUCACCUCCGACGCGCGCAUCCGCGCGCUGGGCCGGGCGUCGGCGUCGGCGCGGGCGGAGCUCCAGUGCGCGCUGGAGGAGGCCGGGCUGGACUGGACCGCGCGGCUGCUCGUCGUGGACGGCAUCGCGCUGUACGCUGGUUCUGUUGCUGGGGGAGCACCCGCGCAGGGACCGGGGACGUGA